Molecule: messenger RNA, 14087 nt
Organism: Conger conger (European conger)
Lineage: Eukaryota; Metazoa; Chordata; Actinopteri; Anguilliformes; Congridae
Product: serine/threonine-protein kinase WNK2-like
Exons: 24
Coding region: 1-11643 (3880 amino acids)
Biological process (GO): monoatomic ion homeostasis; positive regulation of sodium ion transmembrane transporter activity; positive regulation of potassium ion import across plasma membrane
Cellular component (GO): cytoplasm; cytosol
Molecular function (GO): ATP binding; protein serine/threonine kinase activity; potassium channel inhibitor activity
Source: RefSeq, a predicted model, not a curated record
AUGGCGACUGAUCCCGGAGAGCCCACGGCCACAGAGGACUCCUCUGAGAAACCUGAUGGAGAGACGGAAAGGGAGGCGGGGUCGGCGAGAGAGGGCGGGGCUGGCAGACAGGCGGGGUCUAUGCAAGAGGGCGGAGCCGGCCGACAGAGAGAGGAGGGGGUGGAGCCGAAGGGCGAUGCGGACGGAGAGGGGAAAGAAGGGGCGGAGCAAGACGGGGGAGCGGGCCGAGAAAGGGAGAGGACCCGCAGCACCCCGUACGACUUCCCUUCCUCCCGGACGGAGAAGAGGGGAGAGGGAGAGGAGACGGGCGAGGCGCAGGCCGUGGUGACGCCCGUCGGGCCGCUGUCCGUGUCCACGCCGUCCUCCCCCGCCGCCCAGGGCCACCGGCCCAGGAGGGAGAACAAGCGCUUCUUCCGCAAGAGCGUGGAGCUGUGCGAGGAGGAGGACGAGGUGGAGGAGCCGCAGGGGCCCAUGAGCGCCCCCGCCCCGGGCCUCAGGAGCUCCGACUCCGUGUUCGCCGUAGCCGGGCAGCAGGCGGCUGACGCCCCCGCCGCGGCCUCAGAGGGCAGCCCCGCCCAGGACGCUGGGAAGAGCGCCCCCGCGUCCUCCAGCCCCGCCCACAGAGGCAGGGAGCGGGACCGCGAGCAGGAGGAGGAGGCGGAGAUGAAGGCCGUGGCCACCUCCCCCGGCGGACGCUUCCUCAAGUUUGACAUCGAGCUGGGACGGGGAGCCUUCAAGACCGUCUACAAGGGCCUGGACACAGACACCUGGGUGGAGGUGGCCUGGUGCGAGCUGCAGGACCGCAAGUUGACCAAGGCGGAGCAGCAGCGGUUUAAGGAGGAGGCGGAGAUGCUGAAAGGCCUGCAGCACCCCAACAUAGUGCGCUUCUACGACUCCUGGGAGUCUGUCCUGAGGGGCAAGAAGUGCAUCGUCCUGGUGACCGAGCUCAUGACCUCCGGCACCCUCAAAACGUACCUGAAGCGCUUUAAAGUGAUGAAGCCCAAAGUGCUGCGCAGCUGGUGCAGGCAGAUCCUGAAGGGGCUGCACUUCCUGCACACGCGCGCCCCGCCCAUCGUGCACCGCGACCUCAAGUGCGACAACAUCUUCAUCACCGGCCCCACCGGCUCCGUGAAGAUCGGCGACCUGGGGCUGGCCACGCUCAUGCGGACGUCCUUCGCCAAGAGCGUCAUCGGCACCCCAGAGUUCAUGGCGCCGGAGAUGUACGAGGAGCACUAUGACGAGUCUGUGGACGUGUACGCCUUCGGGAUGUGCAUGCUGGAGAUGGCCACCUCUGAGUACCCGUACUCCGAGUGCCAGAACGCCGCGCAGAUCUACCGCAAAGUCACCAGCGGCAUCAAACCCGCCAGCUUUGACAAAGUUGCAGAUCCCGAGAUUAAAGAGAUCAUUGAGGGCUGCAUUCGACAGAACAAGAGCCAGAGGCUGUCCAUACGGGACCUGCUGACGCACGCCUUCUUCGGCGAGGACACGGGCGUGCGGGUGGAGCUGGCGGAGGAGGACACAGGCCUGCAGGACUGCCUGGCACUGCGCAUCUGGGUGGAGGACCCCAAGAAGCUGAAGGGGAAGCACAAGGACAACGAAGCCAUAGAGUUCAGCUACGACCUGGAGAACGACAGCGCUGAGGAGGUGGCUCUGGAGAUGGUGAAGUCUGGCUUCUUCCACGAGAGCGAUGCCAAAGUGGUGGGCAAGUCGAUCCGCGACAGGGUCACGCUCAUCAAGAGGUCCCGGGAGAGGCGGCAGCAGCAGCUGCACCAGUUUGGGCCCGAGGAAAGAAGGGACUUGUCCGCCCCGCCCUCCUACCCUUGCCCCCACCCCUCCUGUCCCUCCUCCCAGGGUCCCGGGGCCACGGCAGGACAGGGUGACGCUGAGGAGCUGCCAGAGGUGCAGCACGUCUACAGCGGCACAGCCCCUGGCCCCACAGAAGGCGAGAACGUUCCUUCAGUCACCUGCGAAUCUGCGGCCAGUGGGCCCAACCAAGUCUUCCCUCCGCAGGGGGAGUCUGGGCUGCACCAAGGACUAUCCUAUGCUCACGUUCAGUCCAGCUACCACGCCUCUACUUCUGGUGUGCAGAGCACAGGGGGUAUGCCCCUCCCACAGAUGCUCCCCCUUGGACAGAGUGGAGGGAUUUCCUCUGGCCAGAGUGGCGGGGCUCCAGCCAUGCCUAUUGGCCAGAGUGGCGGAGCUCCAGUCAUGCCUAUUGGCCAGAGUGGUGGGGCUGCAGUCAUGCCUAUUGGCCAGAGUGGCGGGGCUCCAGCCAUGCCUAUUGGCCAGAGUGGCGGAGCUCCAGUCAUGCCUAUUGGCCAGAGUGGCGGGGCUGCAGUCAUGCCUAUUGGCCAGAGUGGUGGGGCUGCAGUCAUACCUAUUGGCCAGAGCUUAACUCAACCGGUCAUUCUAGCACCACAGAUGUCCCCAGGGCCAGGGGUGCCUCAGCAGUAUCCACAGCCUUGUCAUUCAGAGGGAGAAACUGCCCUCUCCUUCCCUGCAGUUGCCCCUUCUCAGCAUUUCCUACCCCCAUUGUCACCCCAGGCCCCUAUCAGUGUCCACCACACUGCUCAAAUGUCUGUCGGAGACCCUGUGGAGGUGCCCUACCUGCCCCAGGGAGGGGUCGUGGGUGCUGCCCCUCUCCCACAGCAGGCUCAGGCCAGCAUCGCCCCCUUGCAACAACCGGAAACACAGCACAAUCCCGCAUUACUCCAACAAGCGCAGCCAAUUUUAAUCCAUCAGCAUGCGCAGGGGAUCCUGCCUCACCAGAUGGAGAACCAGCAAGCCGCCGCACUCCUGCAGCAGCCAGUGGAGCUGAUUCAUCCUCAGCCUGCGUCCGUGCAGCCGCAGCCGGACCAGCAGCCCCAGCCGCCACAAGCGGACCUGCAGCCUGCAGCUUCCGCGCAGCAGCAACCGCUGGAACCACUGGCAGGUUCACUGCCACAGCCAUAUGGAGGUUUACCACAGCAACAGCAACCCCUGCCACAGCAUUCACAGCCAGUCGAGCAAGUGUACAUACAGCAGGCAGAGCAGCAGCAGGCUUUGUUGCAGCAGCAGCAGGUGGAGCAACAGAAACAGGCUUUGUUACAACAACAGCAAAUAGAACAACAGGCCUUGAUGCAGCAACAACAGAUGGAACAGCAGCAACAAGCUUUGUUACAGCAGCAACAGAUGGAGCAGCAGCAACAAGCUUUGUUACAGCAACAGCAGCAGAUAGAACAACGACAGGCUUGGUUGCAGCAACAACAGUUGGAGAAACAGCGACAAGCUUUGUUGCAACAGCAACAGCUAGAACAACAUCAAGCUGUACUGCAGCAACAGCAGAUAGAGCAACAACAAGCUUUACUGCAGCAACAACAGGUGGAGCAACAGCAACAAGCUUUGUUGCAACAGCAACAGCUAGAACAACAUCAAGCUGUACUGCAGCAACAGCAGAUGGAACUACAGCAAAAGGUUUUAUUACAGCAACAACAGAUGGAGCAACAACAGGCCAUCUUACAACAAAAACAGUUCCAGGUGGAGCAACAGAUUUUAUUUCAACAGCAACAAACUGACCAACAGCAACAGCACCCAGUCCAAAAACAAGAUACAACAUCACUGCAGCAGUGCCAGCAACAGGCUUUGGUUCAGGAGCAACAGGUGGAUCAACAGCAGUCCUGUUUUUCACAGAAACAACAGCAGACGCUUUUGUUACAGCAGCCUCAGACCAUCAUUACACAGCAACAGCAAAUGGAGCAGUUGCAACAGCAGGCUCGAAUGCAGCAACAGGAAGCUUACCUCUCCCAGCCACACCAGAGGAGCUCUUUGGCCGAGUCUCAGUUCCCCAUCUUGGCUCCAGCCCCGAGUGAAGUUACACAGAUCACAGCUGCAGUUCAAACCCAAGCCCAGGUUCAGCCUCAAGUUCAGUCUCAAGCCCAAAUCCAGGGUCAGGUGCAGAUCCCAGCACAGCUCCCGACUCAGGCCUCAAGUCAAACUCUGACCAUGAACCAGUCCCAGGUCCAGCAGCCUCUGAUCCAAAGUCAAAUGCAGUUACUGACUCAGGGUCAGAAUCAGACGCUGCCACAAGUUCCACUACAAGUGCAGGCCCAUGCUCCACCUCAGCAGGGAAUGUCUCAAAUCCAAUCUCAAAUGGAGGCUCAGGCUCCAUCCCAGCAGGGCAUUUCUCAAGUCCCAGCUCAAAUGCAGGCCCAAGCCCCACCCCGACAGAGCAUAUCUCUCAAUCAACCUCAAAUGCAGGUCCAAGCUCCACCUCGGCAGAGCAUGUCUCUCAAUCAAGCUCAAAUGCAGGUCCAAGCUCCACCCCCACAGAGCAACCUGCUCAAUCAAGCUCAAAUGCAGCACCAAGCUCCAGCCCCACAGAGCAUGUCUCUCAAUCAACCUCAAAUGCAGGCCCAAGUUUCACCCCCGCAGAACAUGUCUCUCAAUCAAGCUCAAAUGCAGCCCCAAGCUCCACCCCCACAGAGCAUGUCUCUCAGUCAAGCUCAAAUGCAGGCUCAGGCUGUACCCCAGCAAAGCAUAGCUCAAAUGCAGACCCAGGCUGUACCUCAGCAGGUUGUGUCUCAAAUACAAACUCAAAUGCAGGCCCUGCCUCAGCAGAGAAUGUCUCAGAUCCAAACUCAAAUGCAGGCUCAGGUGCUGCCACAGCAGGGCAUGCCACAACUACAAACACAAGUGCAGAGCCAGGCCCCACCCCAACAGAGUAUGUCUCUAAUCCAACCACAAAUGCAGGCACAGAGUCUGACCCAACAGGUCACCCCACAAAUACAAAGUCAAAUGCAGGGUCAUGCUCCCCUCCAACAGGGCACACCUCAAAUACAAACUCAAAUGCAGUCCCAGGCUCCUCUACAGCAGGGCACACCUCAAAUACAAGCUCAAAUGCAAACACAGGCAGCCCUCCAGCAGGGCACACCUCAAAUACAAACUCAAAUGCACACCCAGGCUCCCCUCCAACAGAGCACACCUCAAAUGCAAACUCAAAUGCAGCCACAGGAAUCACUCCAACAGGGCACACCUCAAAUACAAACUCAAAUGCAGACACAGGCACCCCUCCAACAGGUCACAUCUCAAAUGCAAACUCAAAUGCAGACCCAGGCAAGUAUCCAAUCUCAGACUCAGUCUCAAAGUUUGCCCUCAACUCAGACACUUGCUCAGAUUCAGGCAACAAACCAAAUGCCACUGCCAAGUCAAACACAAACUCAGAUCCAGCCCCAAUGCCAGCUGUCCUUGCAAGGCCAAAUCCAAAUGCAGCCCCAAUGCCAAGUACCCCAGGGCCAGGUGUUUCCUCAGCAGAGCCAGUCUCAGUUCCAGGCUCAACCCACAGCCGCCCCCCAUGGUCAGACCCACUCCCAGCCCGAUGUUCAAAUACCAGCAAAGGCCCAGCCUCACAUACAGCCCCAGGCUUCAGCCGGCCUACAACCCUCACAGUACACCUCCUCCUCCCUGCCCACCCAGCAGCUCCUGCAGUCAGUCCAGCAGCCGCCAGACCUCAGCCAGACCGUGCAGCAGCAGACACUGUUGCAAUAUCAGCAGACGAUGCCGCCUCAGCAAACCCAAGUGACCGCUGCUGCCGCCAGCAUUGGCCCCGCUUCCCUGCCUUCCACCCCUCAGCACCUCCCACAGACAGGACAGACACAAAUGCAGGUGCAUGCCACAACUCUGCCGCAGGCUCAGCCUAUAGGCGCAAUGGUUCAGCCUGGCAUGCAGGUUGCGGAGCCACCACCACAGCAGUAUGAGCAACAGCUGCACCAGACUACAUCUCUGCAACCGCAGCAGCAUCAAACUGCUCCACUGCCGCUUCAAGCUCCAGUUUCGCCCGAUCACAGCCAACUGCCCAAAGCAAGUCUGCAACAGCUGCCCCACCAGACCACCCAGACGGCCGGCCAGAUAACCCAAGCCCAAUCCAAAAUCCCUGCUCCCCUCUACAGCCAAGUAGUGGCAGGCCCCCCUCCUUCCCUGCAGCACCAACAGCAGCAGACCCUCCCCGCGCCAACACACAUGGAGAUCAGCAUGCAGAUGCAGACACAUGCGGAGGUAGCGGGAAGAUCUGACCAGCUGUUGUCCCCACCUGCUGCCUUCCAGCAGCCCCUCAGCCCCUCUCAUACCUCACCUCACCCCUCCUCCUCCUCUUCACUGCCCCUCCCUCUGGAGACGCAACUGCCCCACCCUGCAGCAGCCGGCGCCGUUGUGCCUACCUCCCCUCCUCCUGUCACCACCUUGCAGUCCCUUGGCUCUAACUGCCCCUCGCUGCCCUCGACCUCGCUGCCAGAUUGUGACCCCGCCUUGCUGGGCGCCACUAAGGAGACGCAGGGCCCUUCCAGCACUGACAAACAGUCUUCAUCCAGGUCUGUUCCAGCCAAUGGAGAGGAAUUACACCUCCUCCUAGCCAAUGGAGAGGAAUCACAGCUGCUCUUAGCCAAUGGCAAGAUGAAAUCCCAGAGGAGACCCUCCUUUCAGAGGACUGAGAAAAACACACACUUUCAAUUGAGCAUGCUCCAGGUGUCCAGCAGUGGGGACAACAUGGUGGAAUGCCAGCUGGAGACCCACAGUAACAAGAUGGUCACCUUCAAGUUUGACCCCGAGGGUGACACUCCCGAAGACAUCGCAGAUUACAUGGUGGAGGAGGAUUUUGUCCUGGAGUCAGAGAAAGAGAAUUUUGUGGAGGACCUGCGGGCGAUUGUCAAGAGAGCCCUGGAAAUCCUUCACACCCAGCCACAGACCGGAUCCAUGGAGCAGCUGCAUGUGAGCACUCCUGCAGCCCCCGGCAUGGACUCAGUGCCCCAGUCCUCCCCUGUGGGACGCUGGCGCUUCUUCAUCAACCAGACGAUUCGGCAUCGAGACUCCCUCUCUGCUCAGGGGGCCUCCACACCACCCUCUGCUGGAGAAAACAUUACAUUGCAGUCUGCAGGCAAGGAUCCUCAGAGAGACAUUGAUGGAUCACAACGGUCGGGGUCCUUCAGUGGAAUCAGUGCCUCCGCUUCUGCAACGCUCCCAGCCCUGGCUGCCCCUGCCUCCACUGUUUCUGCCCCUGCCUCCAUGUCUGCCCCAGCAACCCCUGCCCCUGCAGUGGUGUCUGAAACUAUAUCUGCCCCAUCCUCUUCUCUAUCCAGUGCUGUUUGCUCUGCCCCACCUGCUUCCCCAGCCCACACCUCUCCUCCUAUAUCCUCUGUUCCCACCCAUGACUCAAGCACCGGGCCCACCAGCCUCGUGCACCCCACUGUCCCUGUUCCUACAGCUGCCGGUACCUCGCUCCCUGUCCCCCUCCCUGUCUCCUCCGCCGUGGCCCUAGGUCCCACAGACACGCCCCUCCGAGGGGGGUCCUUGUCUGAGAGAGACUGGCGGCAGCCUCCUUCCUCCUCUCCCAUUCACGCACCCUUCGCUACCCCUCAGCCCCUGAGCAUGAGCGAUCAGGACCGGUUACAGCUGGCGGAGACGCAAGAUUACCCACAACACCUUGCACUUCAGCAACAAGCAGAGGUACAACAGAGACAUCAGCAGCCUCAGAUACCAGCACAGUCCUUACCACAGCAACCUCCACAGCUGCAACAAGUUCAGCCACAACCACUAUCCUUACCGCAGUCAGUACAGCCUCUCCCCAUUCAACAGCCAUACCUACAGCAGUCAGCACCGCCUCAGCAAGUACAACAACAGGCCUUACAACUGCAGUCAGGACAGUGUCAGCAAGUACAACCACAACAAGCAUUGUUACAACAGUCAGUACAGUCUCAACAAAUACAACCACAGCAACCUUCCUUACAACCGCAGUCAGUACAGUUACAACAAACAUCCACACAGCAACAACCAGGACAACUUCAACAAGUACAUCUACAACAAACAUCCUUACAGGAAAAGUCAGUUCAGCUUCAACAAGUACAACCACAACAAACAUCCUUACAGCAGCAACCUGGACUGUCUCAACAAGUACAACAACAAACAUCCUUACAGCAGCAACAGGGGCAGUCUCAGCAAAUCCAAACUCAACAAACAUUGUUACAACAGUCAGUACAGUCUCAACAAGUACAACCACAACAAAGAUCCUUACAGCAACAACCUGGACAGUCUCAACAAGUACAACAGCAACAAACAUCCUUACAGCAACAACCAGGACAGUCCCAGCAAAUACAACCACAACAAACAUUGUUACAACAGUCAGUACAGUCUCAACAAGUACAACCGCAACAAACAUCCUUACAGCAACAAUCUGGACAGUCUCAACAAGUACAACAGCAACAAACUUCCUUACAGCAACAACCAGGACAGUCUCAGCAAAUGCAACCUCAACAAACAUUGUUACAACAGUCAGUACAGUCUCAACAAGUACAACCACAACAAACAUCCUUACAGCAACAAUCGGGACAGUCUCAGCAAAUACAACUACAACAAGUGUUGCAACCACCAUCAGUACAGUCUCAACAUAUACAACAAAAAUACAUAGAACAACAGUCAUUACAAGCUCAACAAAUACAACAGCCAUCCCUACAGCAACAGUCAUUACAACCUCAACAAAUACAACAACCAUCCCUACAGCAACAGUCAUUACAACCUCAACAAAUACAACAACCAUCCCUACAGCAACAGUCGGUACUGACUCCGCAAAUACAACAACCAUUCCUACAGCAAGAGUCAGUACAGGUUCAACCAAUGACUCAACAGCCAUUCUUACAACAACAGCCUCUACAACAACAGUCAGUGCAGCUUCAGCAUAUACAGCAACCAUCACCACAUCAGCAGCCAGUACAAGAGUCUCAGCCAAUACAACAACAACCAUUCAUACAACAACAGUCAAUACAGGCUCAACAAAUACAACAGCCUUCAUCCUUGAAACAGCAGUUACCCGUGGAGCAAAACCAACAGGAAAUACAACUGUCACUACAUAAGCUCUACCAAGAGCAGUUGCAGCAGCAGCAUCUCCAACAACAGCAGACUUUACACCAGUCACUUCAACCACUGCAGAUGGAGCAGUUACAACAGCAGCAGGCAGAAGCGCAGGAGCAGUUACACAGAGAGCAAAUCCAGCACAGUCAGAGUCAGCAGUUACAACAGCUGGGACAGCAGCAAAAUCAGGAACUGCAGCAGCAGCUACAGGCAGUUCAGCAACAAACAGCUCAUAUGCAACAACAGCAGUCAGUGCAACAGGACAUACUUCAACAGGUGCACCAACAACCACUGCUGCAGCAAUACACACAAGAAUCUGCACAGCCGCCGAACGCGAUGUACCAACAGCAAGCAGUGCAACAACUUGACCGACAACAGCAGUCAGUACAGCCUCUACAAAUACAACAGUCAGUACAACAACCUCUUCCUAUACAACAGCCACAGCCUUUACCACAACAAUCAGUACAAUUGCAACAGUCGGUCCAGCAUCAGCCGACUCAUCAGCUUCCCCUAGACCACCCGCAGCAACAGGUCUUCCAUCAGGUUUCCUCACAGCAGCAGGUGCCGCAGUCUGAGUUGCCACGGCAACAGGUGCCGCAGCAACGCGCCCUGCACCAGCAGCCAUUACAGCCGAUGCUGCAGCAGUAUUCUGAGUCAGAGCUCUCUGCAGGAGAGGCCGGUGUCACAGGAGAGGAUACCCCCAGUCUCCCUGCCCCUGCCCUCCCGUCCUCCGACACCGCGCUGCCCCCCCUUCCCCUCUGCGCCUCUGAGACCCCCCUGCCCCCCCUUUCCCAUACUCUCAGCCCCUCCCCAGCCCAGCCUUCUUCUGUGGCAGAGUCUGACAGUGAGGGGCCCCCCAAAAUCGAAUACGUUGACAACCGCAUCAAAACACUGGACGAGAAGCUGAGGAAUUUGCUGUACCAGGAGUACAGCGGCACGGGGGCACCUGCAGGGGGCGCCACAGCGGCGUCCGCUGUCCUUCCCGCCUCGGUGUCCACCGCCGCAGACACACACCCGUCACGGCCCCCCCUCCACCCCCUCACCUCCACCUCCGACACCUCCCCGCACUCCUCUUCCUCCACCACCUCCUCAUCCACCUCCCGCUCCUCCUCCACCUCCGAAGCCGACAGAGAAGCGGUGGUGGAAGCGGGCCCAUCGAGUGUGUUUCCCUCAACCCCCGGGGUAGCGUCUGGGGUGCCGGAGCCUGCCCUGCCCCCCUCCUCUGCCCCCCCAUCACAGUCGCUCCCUCAGACCCCACACAGAGACGCAGCCACACACCAAACUCCACCCGCCGAACCCCCAGUCUGUGCUGCCCCCCCUCUUUCCGAAGCCAGCACCCCAGGAGACCCAGCGUGGCCCCUCUCCGGUCAGCCCCAGCUCCCCCUCCGGCCUGGACAGCAGCAGCUCAAUGCAGGAGAGGCCAACAGCAGCCAGACUGUGAAGGAGGAGGGCGAGCAGCCGGCCCACCCCCAGGGUCUCUCUCGCAUGGGGCGGUUUCAGGUAACCCCAGUGGCCCUUCCUGCUGAGCGGGGCCCCCAGCAGGCCGCUGCGCGCAGGAAAGUGGGGCGCUUCUCCGUGAGCCACACACAGGCGCAGGCCGACGACAGGCAGACCGACAGCUCGCCCGUGUCCCCGGACCUGGAGGGAGGGAGGAAGAAGAGCAGGGGGAAGGACGGGGAGAAGGAGGAGCGGAAGAGGGCGCCAGCACCCCCCCUCCUGCCCCGAGUGUCCUCCCCCUCUCCCCACGGCAGCAGCGACGACGAUGAUGAUGAAAGUGAGAUGGAGGACGAAGAGCUCAGGAGAGAACUGCACCGAUUGAGAGAGAAGCACAUCAGAGAGGUCGUGUCUCUCCAGGCCCAGCAGAACAGAGAGCUCCAGGACCUCUACAGCCAGCUGCGCUCCCUCAAAGACCAGAACCCUCCCCUGCCCCUCCCCCUGCCGCGCACCCCACCCAUCCUGCCCCCGGCGGGCCCUGCCCUCUCCCCCCGCAGGCCCAGACCGGGCAAAAGCAAGUCACGACCUCGACCCCACUCCCACCUGGACAACAACGGAGUCGCACACCCAGCAGGAGUCCAGCAGUCGAGCAGCCUCUCGGGGGGAGAGGAGAGCAGGCUGCCCCCUCACGCGGCCCAGGGGAACCCCGCGGCAGCGGUGACCGAGAGCGGCCCCGGCCCCCUGUCCCAAGGUCCAGCCAGUAGGAAGAGCACAUUUACGGACGAGCUGCACAAACUGGUGGACGAUUGGACAAAAGAGACUGUGGGUCCCACCCCCCCUAAGCCCUCGCUCAACCAGAUUAAGCAAAAUCAGCAGGUGCAGGAGCUGGGAGGGUGGGGCCAGGCUGCAGAGAACGCUCCCGCUUGGUUUGCACCUGUCCCCCUGAACCUCCCAGCAGCCCCUGCUUCCGCGGGCCUCUCUGUCGUCUCCCCAACUCAGUUCAUGAGCGGAGGGGGGGCGGCGCAGUGGGCCGCGGGGGCCGCAGACGCGCAGCAGCAGAAAAGCCACACGCCUCCACCCCCCCACACGGUGCAGCAGCGCUUCCACCUGCAGCAGAGCCAGCCCCACCCGCCCCCCGCCUCGACCCCCGCCCCCGCCCCUGCCCCCGCCCCCGCCCCCGCCCCCGACGGCAGUGCGGCCGCUGGAGCCUACUGCUCCUGCUCCUGCUCUUCCUCCUCCUGCUCGUCUUCCUCGUCCUGCUCCCCGUCGGUUCUGCCCCCCAGUGCCAAACUACACCCGACGCCCCCGCCCUCCACCCUCCCCCUGGGACAGCAGUAAGAGGGGAGGAAACGGGGGGAGGGAAGUGGGGGUGGAAGUAAGACAAGAGUGUGUGUGUGUGUGAGAGAGAGAGAGAGAGAGAGAGAGAGAGAGAGAGAGGAGGGGGUAGAGCAAGGAGAGACAGGAGAAAGAUAAACAGCGCAUGUGCAGCACAAAAGAGUCACGUGCUGGGUGUGUGUGUGUGCCUGUGUGUGUGCGUGCGUGUUUAUUACAUAUUCUCUGUGUGCUUUGGAAUUAAGUGUCAAGUUUUAUUUUAAUUUAAACUUUUUUCUUUUUUUUUCCAAAAAGUAUACAACUCACUUGAGCCUGAACUCUUUCUAACUAGAGACAUGAAGGAACAGACAUUUCUACUAGUAUAUACUAUUAUUUUUAAAAUAUAUGUCUAUGAUUAUAUUGACUAAGGACUACAUAAAUAAAAAGUGCAAUUAGUAACUGUUCUUUAACAUCCUGUGCUGUCUUGAUUUAAGUCUAAUGUGAAUGAAACAAAUUUCUGCUGAUAGAUAUACGGAGACAGCAACCAGACAUCGGUAAUGAAUAUAGCACAAGAGUCUCCAUAGCAACAACAGGACAUAAAGCAUUUACAAUAGCACAUCACAGCACAGGCCACAUUGCCUAGCAACCAUCACUAGAUGCAGAAUCACAAAGAACACUGUCAUACUUAAAGCGCAGCGCAUGGACAUAGCAUGUUUAUCAUGGUGUUAUUUUGUACAUUGACACAUAGACUGGUACUUUUACACCCAUCAGUUUCUAACAUGUCAGUUUAAAUAGUGUUGUAACCACAAAGUUAUUCCAACCCUUUAUUUGAACACAGAUAGAACCCACACUAAAUGUAACAUACUUAUCUGUAGUGUUUUCUUGUGCUCAUUUGGCAGGAUAUUUUUAUUGAUGUUUACUGAACAGGUGCUCAUCCAAGUACCAGAAAAUAGUGUGGCCCAAGGGGUCUUUUUCUUUCAUUUGAAACACUGUCCUGCAAGUGUCGACAUAGAGGCUGGUUUUGGGCAUUGGCACCUGCUGUGUUCCACACACCUGUCUACGUCUGCAAGUCAAGGGUGAAAUCUGGAAUAAUUUGAGAUUGGGAUUGAAAUGCACACUUAUCCAUAUGAAGGAAAUGUAACUUCAUCACACCCAUAAGCACAUUGAUGCACAUGUAAAAGCGCUUUGCCCAUACCUCCAUUCAUUUCCAUCAUUCCAGCAAAUCAAACAAUGUCUAGUAAAUAUGUAAAUAGAAUGGGGGGGAAAUGAUUUGGCACAUUUUGUUUUAAAAAAUGAAAGUGUUGUCUCAGUUAAGAAAAAAAGCAACUGUUGUUGGUUGUCCCUAUAUUGCCUUUUUCAGAUAUUACAUUUGUGGCAUAAUCUUUCUGUGACAAAGAAUUGUAGUACUACAACACUACAUCACAUAAAACUACAUUAGUCAUUAUCACAUUACCCAUGUUCUUUGACAGAAACCAAUCUCACCUUAACAGUGUUGUAGUACUCUGCACUGUAACAUCAUUGUUUACUGUCCUGCUGUGUGACUAGCUGCCUAUUCUAAUGAAAGAUUUUUUGAGGGAGCUAGAAAGUGUAUGAAAGACAGAGUGCACGAAAUAAAGUGUGAGUGUAACGCAGAGAUUUUUUUUUUUUUUUAUUUAGAAAAUGGGAGUAAUGCAGAGAAGAUGUAUUAAAGAUAUUCAAUUUGUGUUAACACUUGAACUUACAGUGAUUGCAAAGUAAACCUUUAGAAAAGGCACAUCAGCUAUUAAACUCUGAAUAAUAUCCUUGAAAUAUUGCAUUCUUCAGGCCACUUUUCACACUGCGGUGUUAGUUCACCAGCUGACUCCUCAACCAUAUCUCACAGGUUUGGAGUUUCAAACAGAAAUUUACAGCCCAACCUAUUCUGAAGUGUUACCAAAAUGUAAUCUAAAACAAAUAUAUAUAUAUACAUUAUUUUUGUAUUUAGAAAUGGGAUUGUAAAAAAUGUAUAAAAGAAAAAAAAGUGUAAUGAUCAGUAUUAACAAGCUCUGGUGAUGUGAGAUGCUGGUCUCAACCAUCAGCUUUGCCCUCUUGGAGUUCCCCCGCUUCACCCCAGGGUUAUUUCCCAUUUUAGGCCCCCCUCUGACCCUUUCAACUAUAUGUUUGGCCUUGUUUAUAUUUUGAAACCAUUGACAGAUGUCAGAUGUUUCAAUUUGCUUCCGUUAACUUGGAAUAUUAAGCAAUUUAAGCACUUAAAAAGUCUACACUAAAAUGUCUUGACAUGAUCUAAUCUAGGUGUUCCUGGGACAGAAAAUAAAGCCAAGGGGACUCCAAAAUUUAACACUGAGAAAAUAAAUAUUAAAACUUACUGCUGAUGAUUAUGCCACUGUAAAUUUUUAAUUCAAUUGUUGAUUUUAUUUAUGUUUUGUAACUAACCAAAAUAAAUGAUGGUGUAAAACAUCAAACUCAACAAAAAAUAAAAAUGUGAAAUUUAA